AGUUGGGUUCCACAACCACAUCCAGGAGCCGGGAUCAGGAAGGAAGGGGCCUGGGAGCUGGAGGGUACGAGUGGUGGGUCAGGAGGGGGGAGAACGCAAAUAUCACGUCAGGUGUUUAAAAGCAUGGGCAGACCGCGAACAGUACCUGCGUCGCUUGUCGCUUCCAGCCGAGAAACAGCUGUGUACGUCAGACGGACUUGGGAAGAGACUGGAGGGAAAUACCUCUAACUACUAACCAGUAUCUUCUUAUUCUACGUCUCUUCAGUCGGUCAAGUCAGUGGUCGUGCGCCAGCUUUCUCCAGGAUAAUUCCCAACUCGAAGCCUAAUACCACCACUGCGUUCUUUCCUUCUGCAAACCGAGUUGUGACGACGACCCCCUCGCGUGUUGAUACAGGAAGAAACGUCUCAGGCUGGAGUUUUCGGCGUUCGGAGUUAUCACCCACAGCUACAACUUCCCCCGUCCCACUCCGCAACCACCAACACACACCAUGAUGGCCGUUGCUGCUGCACAGAAGAACCGCGAGAUGUUCGCCAUCAAGAAAUCUUACAGCAUUGAGAACGGAUACCCAGCUAGACGCCGAUCUCUUGUUGACGACGCCCGUUUCGAGACGCUGGUAGUGAAGCAGACAAAGCAGUCCGUUCUUGAGGAAGCCCGCCAACGCUCCAACGAUGUUCCAUCUGACAACGUCGAGGCGCCAGAAGAGAGAGUGUCAGAAGCAGAAACGGAAGUUGUUAAUGACGUCACAACCGGGGUGGUGCUGGAAGGAGCAGAAAACCAUCAAAGCUACGCAGAAGAACUCGAGGGACCCACAGAGGCACAACCAGAAAUAACUAGCGCUCCCAGUGACGAACCAGAGAACCACGACAUCAGGAUUGAUGCUGAGCUGACUGAGGAAGAGAUGAUCUUGGCAAACGCAGCCAGCGAAAGCAAAGAAGCUGAGCUGACCAUUCAGAAGGCCGCCCUGGUCCUCAAGAUGCGAGAAGGCAUCGGAUCUCUGGCAAGAAUUCUCAAGGCCAUCGAAAAUUUCAAGGGAACGGUGACCCACUUGGAAACGCGCACCUCGAAACAAACCGGCAUGCAGUUCGACAUUCUUGUACGAGUUGACAUGUCCCGCCAGAACCUACUGUUGCUCAUCCGGGCACUCCGCCAAAGCUCGUCCUUGGCUGGCGUCACACUCCUCGCAGACAACAGCGUCAGCAUCAAGGACCCGUGGUUUCCGAGACACGCAUCUGACCUGGACAACUGCAACCAUCUGAUGACCAAGUACGAACCUGAGCUAGACAUGAACCACCCUGGCUUCGCCGACAAGACCUACCGUGAGCGUCGCAAAACCAUCGCUGAGAUUGCCUUCUCUUACAAGUACGGCGACCCAAUCCCGCGCAUAGACUACACCGCCGAAGAAAUCUCGACGUGGAAGGCAGUCUUCGACACGGUACUCGACCUCAUGCCCAAACACGCCUGCAGCGAGUACAGUCGGGUCUUCAAGAUGCUUCAGGACGACGGCAUCUUCAGGCCUGACCGCAUCCCUCAGCUCGAGGAAAUGUCCGCCUUCAUGAAGAAACACACCGGCUUCACAUUGCGUCCGGCCGCUGGUCUGCUGACAGCCCGAGACUUCUUGGCCAGUCUCGCUUUCCGUGUGUUCCAGAGCACACAGUACGUGAGACACACCUCUUCUCCAUACCACACACCAGAGCCAGACUGCAUCCACGAGAUGCUGGGUCACAUGCCCCUGCUAGCUGAUCCCAGCUUCGCACAAUUCUCCCAGGAAAUCGGGCUCGCUUCCCUUGGAGCGUCGGACGCAGAGAUCGAGAAGCUGUCCACAGUGUAUUGGUUCACCGUCGAAUUUGGGCUGUGCAAGGAGGCCGGUCAGGUGAAAGCGUACGGCGCCGGUCUGCUGUCCAGCUACGGCGAGCUGUUGCACGCCAUUUCCGACAAGCCAGAACACCGGCCCUUCGAGCCCGCCCUAACAGCAGUUCAGCCUUAUCAGGACCAGGAAUAUCAACCGAUUUACUACGUGGCCGAAAGCUUCGAGGACGCUAAGGACAAGUUCAGACGGUGGGUGGCUACGGGAAUGUCCCGAGCUUUCGAGGUGCGUUAUAACCCACACACCCAGCGCAUAGAAGUUCUGGACUCCAUCGAACGACUGGAGAGUCUCAUGUCCCAGAUGAAUCUCGAGAUGUUGCACCUCAACAACGCAUACCGCAAGCUCAAGAACUCAGCGCUGGCGUAAAAUCACGACACUAAGCUACGCGGCUGUCCACUUCAUCCACUCCACUCACUGUUCACGAAUCCUCCUCUCACUUGCACUCGAUGCUGACGAGAGAAAUGGUCCCAUGGCCCUUACAUAUCCCUUUGUUUCUUAGACCACGAAACACAGGCGCAAUCACAUGUAAUCUAACUGCACUCAAGCACCAUGUAUGAUUUUCCAAAGAUUUCCACAUUGCUAUGUAAUUGCUGUGCUGAGAAGUUAAGACACUCUUUAAUUCGUUAGCUUCAGCUAUCUUCUAUUGCCUUGUCCAAAUUUGACUUUGGUUGGAGAAUACUGGCUGUUGUUUAACCCCGCUUUAACUACGUAUUGCGCAUAGCGUGUGCUCAAUGGUUUCUUACAAGAAUAAGUAGCCUUUAUUUCCUUAAACACAACUUUCAAACUGAGUUGUCAUAGAGACGUGAUGUUUUCUUUGAGGUAGGAACCAAAAUUUUAAGAAGAACUUUGGGCGUCAAAAGAUUAAACAACAGUGUGAUGAGAGGAAGAUGAUGAAGUCUUAAACGUUCACUCCUUUCGUGGAAGGUUCGUAGUACUCCUCCCUUUAGAAAGCUCUGGCAACCUCCACGGCACCACACGUCACGCGACUCUGAAACGGGGGAAGUCCCCAGGCCAGCAGUCCAUGUGUCACGUGCUGGUAACAUACCUGGAGGUGGCGUCAUCAAGGUACCACGGUCGCGCGACAAACUAGCUGUCCAUGCGACGCGAUGGUAACUCCUGAUACACAGAGCUCUCUCACGGUCGCCUGUAUUCGAUGUGCUUGACGGGCAAUUUGGCCUCUCACCUUCCCAUUAUCCUCAAAGCACCCAUCAUGUUAAAAGCGAUCGUCAUCCUACAAUUAGUAUUAUUAUGUAUAAUGUAUGUAAGCUCUUUGUCGUGCCUGUAACACGGCUUCCUUGAUAAUGAACUUCCGGUGUUACAAGAUGUAGCGCAUGUGACCGGCCCUUACCAAAACUCUUCAGUUUCCACCAUUCGUAAACUGCAACUUCAGAAGAAACGUCUAAUUUUUAAAUAUAAAUUAAACAAAACCUUCUUGGUGGCUGGAUAAGCAUUUCUCAAAACUUCCCAUAUCUCAUAUACUUCAUGCCACAAAAUAUUUUUCGACAAACAAACAAAGAAACUGGCAUUACCCAGGAAGCUGUGUCCCGUCUACAGGGAUGUUUGUCUGAAUGAGUUGAAUGAAUUAAUCUUUCAUUAAAUUAAUUUUACUUAUAUUUUCAUCUUUCUUUUUUCGUAUUCUUGACUGAAUGAAUGUCGAGUGAAUUGAUUUCUGACAAUAAUUUCUGCAAAUAAUAAAUAUAUUAUUUUUGUAUAUUAUAUUUUUCAUAUCCUCCAUGCACAUCAGUAGUCAUGUUCGCAAGUUUACCAACGAAAUAGGAAGAAAUUUGUUGAUUUAAAAAUUGGUUCUUCUGAAUAGAGUUCAAAAUAUUACAUUUUUCGUUCUUGCAAUACAAUUAAUUAUUACACAAUAAAUUUCCUUCUCGGUCAACCAGACCUUAAGAUUUAUCUAAAUUAACAACUGCGAAGAUGCUUUGAGUUUUGUUCGCAUUAAGGCUCCUCUACGAUCUUUUAAAUGUACACGUGAUAUUGGGAUAUCGGGGGAUUAUUAAUUUUAGUCUGUACAAUUAAGAAAAGUAUUAUGUUUCAACAAUUAUUUAAAUGUUUUCAUACGAAACUACAACAUAAGUUGCACAAGGUAACCAGAAUAUACACACUAUUAGCACAAUGCUUCAAUGGAUGCACAUAAUUUCUGCACAUUAAUUUGAUUGAUUUUUAAUGACUGAAGAACCAAUCAUAUAUAAAAUGCAAAAUACACAUAAAAAUUGAUGUAAUAAAAACAUGUUUGUUGUGGUUCUAAUUUUUGUUUUGUGAGUUCUGCGGCAAUUGUCGUAACCCGAGUUGAAGAGGUGACAGUUAAAUGUAUCCACCUUCAAAAAUAAAUGGAAUUCAACUGCUGAA
Zootermopsis nevadensis is the source of this 4223-nucleotide messenger RNA. RefSeq names its product tyrosine hydroxylase ple (gene ple). Gene Ontology annotation, biological process: dopamine biosynthetic process from tyrosine. NCBI's taxonomy places the organism in Eukaryota, Metazoa, Arthropoda, Insecta, Blattodea, Termopsidae. Gene Ontology annotation, molecular function: tyrosine 3-monooxygenase activity; iron ion binding. The record is from RefSeq and is a predicted model, not a curated record. Gene Ontology annotation, cellular component: perikaryon; cytoplasm; axon.